AUGGAGGGGAGGCCGAGGUGGCCCUACACCCGCCUCUCCUACUCCUACACGAAGGGCUUCCCGGAGAGGGCCAAGCCCUUCAUGGAGGCGGCCUUUAGGCAGCGGGCCAACGUGUCGGUUUUCACCUUCUACGAGAACCUGGGCUUCUUAAAGAGUGACAUUGUGAUCGGGUUUUUCAAGGGAGACCAUGGAGAUGGGGCGGCGUUCGAUGGGCAGAUGGGGAAGCUGGCACACGCUUUCGCGCCGGAGGAUGGGCGUCUCCACUUCGACGCGGACGAGAAAUGGUCGUUAAAGAAUACAUAUGUUGACGGGAUUCACUUUGAAUCGGUGGCUAUGCACCAGCUUGGUCAUAUACUUGGGCUUGGUCACACCACAGAAAUUAAAGCUCUCAUGUAUCCCGGUAUUUCAAUGGGCGAGAUUAAGAAGUUACAUGUGGAUGAUAUCUAUGGAAUUUCUGUACUCUACCCUCCUCUCUUUUAA
This is a messenger RNA of Salvia hispanica, 480 nucleotides long. The record is from RefSeq and is a predicted model, not a curated record. NCBI's taxonomy places the organism in Eukaryota, Viridiplantae, Streptophyta, Magnoliopsida, Lamiales, Lamiaceae.